CACCAGCCCCUGACUGCCACAGCUGUGCUAACUGCACUGACCUGCCUCUUAACCAUGGGGCCACCGGCCAGGGUGCAAGAGCAGGGUCCCUACCCCGUACUGCCUAGUGACAACCUCUGGUCCCCUUUGGACAGGGCCCUCCUGGACUUACUCUCCAUGGAACGACCCCAGCAGGGAUGAUGGCUUGGCACUAGUGAAGGGGGGAAGGUUUGGUGUCCCCUCGCUGCUCCUCAUUUAGUCCAUCUCUCCCCACUGUGUUUCCAUGUCCACACAUCUCCAGCAGCCGGAUGGGGGGAGGUCGGGUGCUCUCAGGGCUGUGGGUGACAACUCUUCUGUUCCUUGUGUUCUUCCUUCUCUUCCUCUGGAGACCUGCUGGUGCCUCGGAGGUUACUAACAAGAGGGGCCAAGAGGCCGGGGGAGGUUGGCAGCCUUCUUGGGGCAAGCAGCAGAACCAGCAUUGUCCUGGGGCCACAGGGACCUGUCACGAGGGGGGGAGUGAGCAGGGGCAGGAGCCACAGUGCAAGAGCUGCCCACAGCCCCAGGGCCACCAGCCAGGGCCAGCCUUGUGGGAAUGCUGCAGCCUUGUGACCUUGGCCGUCAACCUCCCACGGGGCUCGUAGGGCCCAGCUCCUCUUUGAACUGAGUGUCUGUCUCUCUGGUGGCCCCUUGCUUCCCCUCUGCCUCCUCCCUGCCUCCCAACCUCUCUUCCUGCCCUGGCCGCACCUUCCCUGGCCUCUCCCGUGCUCUUGCUGGCUCCAGCUUUCUACACGGCGGCACCGCUCACCUCGGCCGGGAUCCUGCCCGUCAUGCAGUCCCUGUGCCCCGAUGGCCAGCGCGACGAGUUCGGCUUCCUGCAGUAUUCCAACUCCACCUGCAGUGGUGCUGGGCUCCUGCAGGGUGACACAGCUGCUGGAGCACCUCAGUGAAGCGGUGGAGCAGAGCAGCCUCUUCGACCCAGAGCACCCGGGGCUGGAGGAGGAGCUGGAGUCGCUGCGCAGACAUUUGGAAGCUCUCAGCAGCAGUGAGCCCAGCUCCAUGGAGACCCACUUCAGUAACCCAGCAGGAUCCAGUUUCACACUGGCAUGGGCAGCCAAGGACCGCAGUGAGCUGCACCGCUUCCUGACACAGAACCUCUCCUUGCCCAACAGCACGGCUGAGCUGCUCCUGGGCUCCAGUGUUGACCUGCGGGAGGUUUAUCGCCUGUUCUUCGGUUCCUUUCCUUUGGUGUCCGAUGAGACCUGGGAGCGAGACCUGUGGGAUGGGUUUGGUGCCAGUGAGAAGAUGACACGUCUGGAGCAGAGUCUGCCAGGCGGCUGGAGAAGCCUGCGGGAGGGGCUGGUGCACAGGGCACUGCGGGACCCCACCGCAGCCCCACACCGUCCAGCACUGCUGCGCCUGCUCUCCCGGGCCCUGGGCCUUGCCACACCAGCACCCGCUGCCUCCAACAGCCCCCAGGCCCUGGUCACAGAGAUGGAGGGUGUCCUCUUCACGGGGCCGGUGCUGGAGCAGCUGACGUGUGAGCGGAGCCCUGCAGGGCUGCGGCGCCUCCUGCGCGUGGGCCCGGCGCAGCAGCCGGUGCUGCAGGCGUACCGCAUGCUGGCCUGCAACGGCAGCCGUGCUGCCCGCCGCGACCGCUUCAGCCAGCUCGCGGCUGAGCUGCGGGAGCAGCUGGACACCCCCAGGAUCGUCAGCAGGCUGAAGCUGGAUGAGGUGAACAGCACGGCUGCCCAGCACCGCCUCCAUGCCCUCCUCGAGGACCUGGUAGAGAUGGAGAAGGUUCUCCGUGACGUGAACAUCCUCUCAGCACUGGCCAAGCUGUUGCCCAGGGGAGCCUGUGCCAGCAAGGCCCCACCACCCACUGCCAACAGCACUGGCUGGGUCAGUGCUAAUGCCACAGCCAGCAACACCACAGCGGAGGAGGGUGCCGGGGGGAGCCCGGCUGGGGGUGAGAACCCCCAGGGACAGUUCUCAGCAUUUGUGCAGCUCUGGGCUGGGCUGCAGCCCAUCCUCUGCGGCAACAACCGGACAAUCGAGCCUGAGGCGCUGAAGCAGGGCAACAUGAGCUCACUGGGCUUCACCAGCAAGGAGCAGCGGAACCUGGGCCUCCUCGUGCACCUGAUGACCAGCAACCCCAAAAUCCUGUAUGCGCCUGUGGGCACUGAAGUGGAUAAGGUCAUCCUGAAGGCCAACGAGACUUUUGCCUUUGUGGGCAACGUCACCCACUAUGCCAAAGCAUGGCUGAACAUCUCCCCUGAGAUCCGUGCCUACCUGGAGGAGGGCAGGCUGCAGAGGCGCAUCCGCUGGCUCCAGCAGUUCACUGCUGACCUGCACAAGCACCCAGAGAUCCUGAAUGUCUCCGACAGUGACGUUCUCCACAACUUCCUCAACGGCAACUUCUCCCUGCCCAACGCCAGCGUCCUGCUCCAGCAGCUGGACACCAUCGACAAUGCUGCCUGUGGCUGGGUCCACUUCAUGGCCAAGGUCAGCGUGGACAUCUUCAAAGGCUUCCCAGAUGAGGAGAGCAUCGUCAACUACACCCUGAACCAGGCCUACCAGGACAACGUCACCGUCUUCGCCAGUGUCAUCUUCCAGACCAACAGGGACGGGUCGCUGCCUCCCCACGUCAUGUACAAGAUCCGGCAGAACUCCAGCUUCACGGAGAAGACCAACGAGAUCCGGCGGGCAUACUGGCGGCCUGGCCCCAAUACUGGUGGCCGCUUCUACUUCCUCUAUGGCUUUGUCUGGAUCCAGGACAUGAUGGAGCGUGCCCUCAUCAACACAUUUGUUGGCCAUGACGUGGUGGAGCCUGGCAACUAUGUGCAGAUGUUCCCGUACCCAUGUUACACCCGGGACGACUUCCUCUUUGUCAUUGAGCAUAUGAUGCCCUUGUGCAUGGUGAUCUCCUGGGUCUACUCAGUGGCCAUGAUGAUCCAACACAUUGUGACAGAGAAGGAACAUCGCCUGAAAGAGGUGAUGAAGAUGAUGGGUUUGAACAAUGCAGUGCAUUGGGUGGCUUGGUUCAUCACUGGCUUUGUCCAGCUCUCCAUCUCGGUCACGGCGCUCACGGCCAUCCUGAAGUAUGGCAAGGUCCUGAUGCACAGCGAUGUCCUCAUCAUCUGGCUUUUUCUUGCCAUCUACGCAGUGGCCACUAUCAUGUUCUGCUUCCUGGUAUCCGUGCUAUACUCCAAGGCCAAGCUGGCCUCCGCCUGUGGUGGCAUCAUCUAUUUCCUCAGCUAUGUGCCCUACAUGUAUGUGGCCAUCCGGGAGGAGGUGGCACACGACAAGAUCACAGCCUUUGAGAAGUGCAUCGCGUCCCUCAUGUCCACCACAGCCUUCGGGCUGGGCUCCAAGUACUUUGCACUGUAUGAGGUGGCUGGUGUGGGCAUCCAGUGGCACACCUUCAGUCAGUCGCCUGUGGAAGGAGAUGACUUCAACCUCCUUCUGUCCAUGAUGAUGCUGAUCGUGGAUGCUGUGGUGUACGGGGUGCUCACAUGGUACAUCGAGGCUGUGCACCCAGGUAUGUUUGGCUUGCCGCGGCCCUGGUACUUCCCCUUCCAGAAGUCCUACUGGUUGGGCAACGGGCGAGUGGAGACCUGGGAAUGGACGUGGCCCUGGUCCCGCACCACCCGCCUCAGCAUCAUGGAGGAGGAUCAGGCCUGUGCCAUGGAGAGCAGGAGGAUGGCAGAGGAGACACGUGGCAUCGAGGAGGAGCCCACCCACCUCCCUUUGGUUGUCUGCAUUGACAAGCUCACCAAGGUCUACAAGACAGACAGGAAGCUGGCGCUGAAUAAGCUGAGCCUCAACCUCUAUGAGAACCAGGUGGUGUCCUUCCUGGGGCACAACGGCGCAGGGAAAACCACCACCAUGUCCAUCCUCACUGGCUUGUUCCCCCCAACCUCGGGCUCCGCUACCAUCUAUGGCCAUGAUAUCCGAACGGAGAUGGAUGAGAUCCGGAAGAACCUGGGCAUGUGUCCGCAGCACAAUGUGCUGUUUGACAGGCUGACAGUGGAAGAGCACCUCUGGUUCUACUCGCAGCUCAAGAGCAUGGCAGAGGAGGAGAUCCGCAAGGAGAUGGACAAGAUGAUUGAGGACCUGGAGCUGUCCAACAAACGUCACUCUCUGGUGCAGACCCUCUCAGGGGGCAUGAAGAGGAAGCUCUCAGUGGCCAUAGCCUUUGUGGGUGGGUCACGGGCCGUUAUCUUGGAUGAGCCCACAGCUGGUGUGGACCCAUAUGCACGCAGAGCCAUCUGGGACCUCAUCCUCAAGUACAAGCCAGGGAGGACCAUCCUGCUUUCCACCCACCAUAUGGAUGAGGCUGACCUGCUGGGUGACCGUAUCGCCAUCAUCUCCCAUGGCAAACUCAAGUGCUGUGGCUCUCCACUCUUCCUUAAGAGCACGUACGGUGACGGCUACAAGCUGACAGUAGUGAAGAAGCAGUCAGACACCAGGAAUGGCACAGAGCCAGCCCAGCCGCACAGCCCGCCGGCCCACUGCUCCGUCAGCCCCUGCUCUGAGCCUCGCGUCUCCCAGUUCAUCAAGAAGUAUGUGGCCUCCUGCCUCCUCAUCUCGGACACCAACACUGAGCUCUCCUACGUCCUGCCCAGCGAGGCUGUCAAGAAGGGGUGCUUUGAGAGGCUCUUCCAGCACUUGGAACAGAGCCUGGAGGAGCUGGACCUCACCAGUUUUGGGCUGAUGGACACCACGCUGGAGGAGGUCUUCCUGAAGGUGUCUGAGGAGGACCAGUCGCUGGAGAACAGUGACGCGGACAUGAAGGAGUCCAAGAAGGACACCCUGCAGCCACCCACCACCGAGCUGGGCGCAAAGCCUGAGGCCAACGGGGAGAUCCUGGCCGAAGCACCCGUCCUGGGGAAGCCCGAGGUGGAGCUCAGCAACCUGGUGACGUGCUCCAAGCUGGCACAGUCACAGGCGUCCCUGCGCUCAGCCUCCUCGGUGGGCUCCGUGCGGGGUGACGAAGGUGGGGCUUAUUCUGAGUUCUUUGGGGACUACGCGCCCCUGUUCGAUAACCGGCAGGACCCCGAUAACAUCAGUCUGCAAGAGCAAGAGGCGGAGGUGGAGGACCACGACCUGGCUGGGCAGGGGAGCUUCAAGCUGGAGGGCUCCUGGCUGAAGCUGCGCCAGUUCCACGGGCUGAUCGUCAAACGCUUCCACUGUGCCAAGCGCAACACCAAGGCCCUCUUCUCGCAGAUCCUCCUGCCUGCCUUCUUCGUCUGCGUGGCCAUGACAGUGGCACUCUCUGUGCCUGAAAUAGGUGACUUGCCACCCCUCAUCCUCUCGCCGUCGCAGUACCACAACUACACCCAGCCGAAGGGCAACUUCAUUCCUUAUGCCAACGAGGAGCGGCGUGAAUACCGCAUCAGGCUGUCUCCUGAUGCCAGCCCUCAGCAGCUGGUGAACACUUUCCACCUGCCCUCCGGUGUGGGGGCCACCUGUGUUCUCAAGACACCCUUCAACAACACACUGGACCAACCCAUGCAGAACCUCAACAGCAAUGAGUCCAAGAUGCUGGCGGCCAAGUACUUCGAUGCCAUGUGCAUUGACUCCUUCACCCAGGGCUUGCCGCUCUCCAACUUCGUGCCACCGCCUCCAUCCCCGGCUCCCUCCGAUUACCCCAUCUCGAUGGAUGAGGACCUGCUCCGUGCCUGGAACUCCACGACUUUCUCUUCUGCCGUCAAAGAGACCGUGACCUCGGCUCCUGCCCUGCCCCACAUUGUCCACGAGCCCAUCAAGUGCACAUGCUCCAUGCAGGGGACUGGCUUCUCCUGUCCCAGUGGUGUGGGGGGCCACCCGCCGCAGAUGAAGGUGGUGACAGGGGACAUCCUGGCAGACAUCACAGGGCGCAACGUCUCUGAGUAUCUGCUCUACACCUCGGACCGCUUCCGGCUGCACAGGUAUGGGGCACUCACCUUCGGCAACGUCCAGAAAUCCAUCCCGGCCUCCUUUGGGGCCAGGGCUCCUGCCACGGUGCGCAAGAUCGCUGUGCGGAGAACGGCCCAGGUUUUCUACAACAACAAGGGCUAUCACAGCAUGCCCACCUACCUCAACGCUCUCAACAACGCCAUCCUGCGAGCCAACUUGCCCAAGAGCAAAGGCAACCCUGCUGCCUAUGGCAUCACGGUCACCAACCACCCCAUGAACAAGACGAGUGCCAGCCUGUCCCUGGAUUACCUCCUGCAAGGUACCGACGUGGUGAUUGCCAUCUUCAUCAUCGUGGCCAUGUCGUUUGUGCCAGCCAGUUUUGUGGUGUUCCUGGUGGCUGAAAAGGCCACCAAGGCCAAGCAUCUGCAAUUUGUCAGUGGCUGUGACCCUGUCAUCUACUGGUUGGCCAACUACGUGUGGGACAUGCUGAACUACCUGGUGCCGGCCACAUGCUGCAUCAUCAUCCUGUUCGUGUUCGACCUCCCGGCAUAUACUUCUCCUACCAACUUCCCCGCCGUCCUCUCCCUCUUCCUGCUCUAUGGCUGGUCCAUCACACCCAUCAUGUACCCUGCCUCCUUCUGGUUCGAGGUGCCCAGUUCUGCCUACGUCUUCCUCAUUGUCAUCAACCUCUUCAUCGGCAUCACAGCCACUGUCGCCACGUUCCUGCUGCAGCUCUUUGAGCAUGACAAGGAUCUGAAGGUGGUGAACAGCUACCUGAAGAGUUGCUUCCUUGUAUUCCCUAACUACAACCUGGGUCAUGGCUUGAUGGAGAUGGCCUAUAAUGAGUACAUCAACGAAUACUAUGCCAAGAUUGGGCAGUUUGAUAAAAUGAAAUCACCCUUCGAAUGGGACAUCGUGACGCGGGGGCUCGUUGCCAUGACAAUCGAAGGCUUUGUCGGCUUCUUCAUCACCAUCAUGUGCCAGUACAACUUCUUCCGGAAGCCCCAGCGGUUGCCUGUCUCCACCAAACCAAUUGAGGACGACAUCGACGUGGCCAACGAGCGGCACCGGGUCCUGCGCGGCGAUGCUGACAACGACAUGCUGAAGAUUGAGAACCUCACCAAGGUGUACAAGUCCCGCAAGAUCGGGCGCAUCCUGGCCGUGGACCGGCUCUGUGUUGGUGUGCGGCCCGGGGAGUGCUUUGGGCUGCUGGGUGUCAAUGGAGCGGGCAAGACCACCACCUUCAAGAUGCUGACAGGGGACGAGAGCACCACUGGUGGAGAGGCCUUCAUUAAUGGGCACAGCAUCCUGAAGGAGCUCCUGCAGGUCCAGCAGAGCUUGGGUUAUUGCCCCCAGUUCGAUGCACUCUUUGAUGAGCUGACAGCCCAGGAGCACCUCGAGCUCUACACCCGCCUGCGUGGCAUUCCCUGGAAGGAUGAGGAGCGGGUGGUCAAGUGGGCCCUGAAGAAGCUGGAGCUGACCAAGUAUGCGGACAAACCUGCCAGCACCUAUAGCGGGGGCAACAAGAGGAAGCUCUCCACGGCUAUUGCACUGAUUGGAUACCCAGCCUUCAUCUUCCUGGACGAACCCACCACGGGGAUGGACCCCAAGGCACGGCGCUUCCUCUGGAACCUCAUCCUGGAUGUCAUCAAAACGGGGCGCUCCGUGGUGCUCACAUCUCACAGCAUGGAGGAGUGCGAGGCGCUCUGCACCCGCCUGGCCAUCAUGGUCAACGGGCGGCUCAAAUGUCUUGGCAGCAUCCAGCACCUGAAGAACCGGUUCGGUGAUGGCUACAUGAUCACAGUGCGCACCAAGUCCAGCCUCAACGUCAAGGAGGUGGUGAGGUUCUUCAACCGCAACUUCCCCGAGGCUGUCCUCAAAGAGCGGCACCACACCAAGGCCCAGUACCAGCUGAAGUCGGACCAGAUCUCACUGGCGCAGGUCUUCAGCAAGAUGGAGCAGGUGGUGGACGUGCUGGGCAUUGAAGACUACUCUGUCAGCCAGACCACGCUGGACAAUGUAUUUGUGAAUUUUGCCAAGAAGCAAAGUGACAACCUGGAGCAGCAGGAGACGAGCCCAAGCUGCGCCUUGCAGUCACCCCUGGAGCGUGUGCUGAGCCUGCUGCGCCCUCGGGCUGCCCCCACUGAGCUGCGGGCCCUGGUGGUGGAAGAGCAGGAGGACCUGGAAACUGACGACGAAGGCCUCAUCAGCUUUGAGGAGGAGAGGGCUCAGCUCUCCUUCAACACGGACACUCUGUGCUGAGACCCCGGUGCAGCCAUGUCCCCCAGCUGUGAAGCCACCGAACCCUUUCGGCCUCUCCCCUCUGCGC
This is a messenger RNA of Neopsephotus bourkii (Bourke's parrot), 8206 nucleotides long. RefSeq names its product ATP binding cassette subfamily A member 2 (gene ABCA2). The transcript has 47 exons. Gene Ontology annotation, biological process: lipid transport; transmembrane transport. The coding region runs from base 826 to 8139 and encodes 2437 amino acids. The record is from RefSeq and is a predicted model, not a curated record. NCBI's taxonomy places the organism in Eukaryota, Metazoa, Chordata, Aves, Psittaciformes, Psittacidae. Gene Ontology annotation, cellular component: intracellular membrane-bounded organelle; membrane. Gene Ontology annotation, molecular function: ATP binding; ATP hydrolysis activity; lipid carrier activity.